Penicillium macrosclerotiorum is the source of this 816-nucleotide messenger RNA. Its product is annotated as sulfotransferase family protein. NCBI's taxonomy places the organism in Eukaryota, Fungi, Ascomycota, Eurotiomycetes, Eurotiales, Aspergillaceae. The record is from RefSeq and is a predicted model, not a curated record. The coding region runs from base 1 to 816 and encodes 271 amino acids. The transcript has a single exon.
AUGGAAGCUCAACGUGAGAAGAAAGUAGCGGGCGGCCUGCUGAUCAUCAAUGCGGGUCUCUUCCGUACCGCAACAAAGUCUAUGGCGCUCGCAUACCAGAUCCUUGGCUUCAAAACACACCAUGGCCUUCUGGAGAAAGCCACCGACACCCCGUGGGUGCAAAUUGAAAAAGCAGCUGAGGCGACCUGGCCAUCUGCGCCCGGUGCCUGCCCCAGACCGCCAUUCACUCGCACGGACUGGGACGAGCUAUGGGGGAAUAAAUAUGAUGCCGUCACCGAUUUAGCAUCGCCCUUCACUCUCGAGCUCAUCAAGGCCUACCCGGAUGCGAAAGUGAUUAUAGUGGAGCGUGAAUAUGCCAAGUGGUGGCCCAGCUUCCAGCAUGAAGUCCUGGACCGAGUUAUGAUACAGCCCAUGGCUGCUAUCAAUGGCUUCUUGGCGCUUUAUCUAAUGGGGAUACCGGCUGUGCAAGCGAUGCGGAAGAUUCAUUUUGGCUUCUUCCAUGCUCAAACCAGAGACGAGAUUUUGGCAAAUGCCCAGAAAACUUAUGAAGCGCACUAUCGUGACGUUCGGGCUGCUGUUCCGCCAGAGCAGAGGCUUGAGUAUAAGAUGGGCGAUGGCUGGAAGCCGCUAUGCGACUUUUUGGGUGUGGAGGUUCCUGAUGUGCCAUUUCCGAGAGAAAAUGAUGCGACUACACAUUCGGAGGAAGCAAAGGCGAGGACGAGGUUACUGUGGAUUACUAGCAUCAAAAUUGCCGGGCCAGUCGUGUUUGGGUUGGCUGCACUGUGGGUUGCCUUUGCAUUUAAAAAGGCAGAUUGA